Molecule: messenger RNA, 4143 nt
Organism: Cynocephalus volans (Philippine flying lemur)
Lineage: Eukaryota; Metazoa; Chordata; Mammalia; Dermoptera; Cynocephalidae
Gene: CNTNAP1
Product: contactin associated protein 1
Exons: 24
Coding region: 1-4143 (1380 amino acids)
Source: RefSeq, a predicted model, not a curated record
AUGAUGCUCCUCCGGCUCUUCUGCAUUCUGUUCCCCGCGUUCUCAGGAGCCCGGGGCUGGGGCUACUACGGCUGCGACGAGGAGCUGGUGGGGCCCCUGUAUUCACGCUCCCUGGGCGCCUCCUCCUACUAUGGGAUCUUCACCGCGCCGCGCUUCGCCCGGCUGCAUGGCAUAAGUGGAUGGUCACCCCGGAUUGGGGACCCGAAUCCCUGGCUCCAGAUAGACUUAAUGAAGAAGCACCGGAUCCGGGCCGUGGCCACGCAGGGCUCUUUUAAUUCUUGGGACUGGGUCACACGUUACAUGCUGCUCUACGGCGACCGCGUGGACAGCUGGACGCCAUUCUACCAGCGAGGGCACAACGCGACCUUCUUCGGUAACGUGAACGAGUCGGCGGUGGUGCGCCACGACCUGCAUUACCACUUCACCGCGCGCUACAUCCGCAUCGUGCCCCUGGCCUGGAACCCGCGAGGCAAGAUCGGUCUGAGGCUCGGUCUUUACGGCUGCCCCUACAAAUCUGACAUACUCUACUUCGACGGCGACGAUGCCAUCUCAUACCGCUUCCCGCGAGGAGUCAGCGGAAGCCUGUGGGACGUGUUCGCCUUCAGCUUCAAGACUGAGGAGAAGGACGGGCUUCUGCUGCACGCUGAGGGCGCCCAAGGCGACUACGUGACGCUCGAGCUGCAGGGGGCGCACCUGUUGCUGCACAUGAGCCUGGGCAGCAGCCCCAUCCAGCCAAGGCCAGGUCACACGACGGUGAGCGCUGGCGGCGUCCUCAAUGACCAGCACUGGCACUACGUGCGGGUGGACCGAUAUGGCCGCGAAGCAAAUCUCACCCUGGACGGCUACGUGCAGCGCUUUGUGCUCAACGGUGACUUUGAGAGGCUGAACUUGGACACAGAGAUGUUCAUCGGAGGUCUGGUGGGCGCCGCGCAGAAGAAUCUCGCCUAUCGGCAUAACUUCCGCGGCUGCAUGGAAAACGUAAUCUUCAACCGCGUCAACAUCGCAGACCUUGCCGUGCGGCGCCAUUCGCGGAUCACCUUCGAGGGUAAGGUGGCAUUCCGUUGCCUGGACCCGGUUCCACACCCCAUCAACUUCGGAGGCCCUCACAACUUCGUGCAAGUGCCUGGUUUCCCGCGCCGCGGCCGCCUCGCUGUCUCCUUUCGCUUCCGCACAUGGGACCUCACCGGGCUCCUACUUUUCUCCCACCUGGGGGAUGGGUUGGGCCACGUGGAACUGAUGCUCAGUGAAGGGCAGGUCAACGUGUCCAUCGCGCAGACCGGCCGAAAGAAGCUUCAGUUCGCUGCGGGGUACCGCCUGAAUGAUGGCUUUUGGCAUGAGGUGAAUUUUGUGACACAGGAAAACCAUGCAGUCAUCAGCAUUGAUGAUGUGGAGGGGGCAGAGGUCAGGGUCUCAUACCCACUGCUGAUCCGUACAGGGACCUCAUACUUCUUUGGGGGUUGUCCCAAGCCUGCCAGUCGAUGGGGCUGCCACUCCAACCAGACAGCAUUCCAUGGCUGCAUGGAGCUACUGAAGGUGGAUGGUCAACUGGUCAACCUGACUCUGGUGGAGGGCCGGCGGCUCGGAUACUAUGCUGAGGUCCUCUUUGACACAUGUGGCAUCACUGAUAGGUGCAGCCCUAACAUGUGUGAGCAUGAUGGACGCUGCUACCAGUCUUGGGAUGACUUCAUCUGCUACUGUGAACUGACGGGCUACAAGGGGGAGACCUGCCACCAACCUUUGUAUAAAGAAUCCUGUGAGGCUUAUCGGCUCAGUGGGAAAACUUCUGGAAACUUCACCAUUGAUCCUGAUGGCAGUGGCCCCCUGAAGCCAUUUGUAGUGUACUGUGAUAUCCGAGAGAACCGAGCGUGGACAGUUGUGCGACAUGACAGGCUGUGGACAACUCGGGUGACAGGUUCCAGCAUGGAACGGCCAUUCCUGGGGGCUGUCCAGUAUUGGAAUGCAUCGUGGGAGGAAGUCAGUGCUCUGGCCAAUGCUUCCCAGCACUGUGAACAGUGGAUUGAAUUCUCCUGCUACAAUUCCCGGCUGCUGAACACUGCAGGAGGCUACCCCUACAGCUUUUGGAUUGGCCGAAAUGAGGAGCAGCACUUCUACUGGGGAGGCUCGCAGCCUGGGAUCCAGCGUUGUGCCUGCGGUCUGGACAGGAGCUGUGUGGACCCUGCCCUGCACUGCAACUGUGAUGCUGACCAGCCCCAGUGGAGAACUGACAAAGGACUACUGAACUUUGUGGACCAUCUACCUGUCACUCAGGUGGUGGUGGGGGACACGAACCGCUCCACUUCUGAGGCCCAGUUCUUCCUGAGGCCUCUGCGCUGCUAUGGCGAUCGAAACUCCUGGAACACCAUCUCAUUCCACACCGGAGCUGCACUACGCUUUCCCCCAAUCCGUGCCAAUCACAGUCUUGAUGUCUCCUUCUACUUCAGGACCUCGGCUCCCUCAGGAGUCUUCCUAGAGAAUAUGGGGGGCGCUUACUGCCAGUGGCGCCGACCUUAUGUGCGGGUGGAACUCAACACAUCCUGGGAUGUCGUCUUUGCCUUUGAUGUGGGGAAUGGGGAUGAGAACCUGACAGUACACUCAGACGACUUUGAGUUCAAUGACGACGAGUGGCACCUGGUCCGGGCUGAAAUCAACGUGAAGCAGGCCCGGCUCCGAGUGGAUCACCGGCCCUGGGUGCUGCGGCCUAUGCCCCUGCAGACCUACAUCUGGCUGGAGUAUGACCAGCCCCUCUAUGUCGGAUCUGCGGAGCUUAAGAGGCGCCCCUUUGUGGGUUGCUUGAGGGCCAUGCGUUUGAACGGAGUGACUCUGAACCUGGAGGGCCGUGCCAAUGCCUCUGAGGGCACCUCACCCAACUGCACGGGCCACUGUGUUCACCCCCGGUUCCCCUGUUUUCAUGGAGGCCGCUGCGUGGAGCGCUAUAGCUACUAUACAUGUGACUGUGACCUUACAGCUUUUGAUGGGCCAUAUUGCAACCAUGAUAUUGGCGGUUUCUUUGAGUCGGGCACCUGGAUGCGUUAUAACCUGCAGUCAGCACUGCGCUCUGCAGCCCGGGAGUUCUCCCACAUGCUGAGCCGACCCGUGCCAGGCUAUGAGCCUGGCUAUAUCCCUGGCUAUGACACUCCUGGCUACGCGCCUGGCUACCAUGGCCCUGGGUACCACCUGCCUGACUACCCCCGGCCUGGCCGGCCUGUGCCAGGUUACCGUGGGCCUGUCUACAAUGUUACGGGAGAGGAGGUCUCCUUCAGCUUCAGCACCAGCUCUGCCCCUGCUGUCCUGCUCUACGUCAGCUCCUUUGUGCGUGACUAUAUGGCCGUGCUCAUCAAGGAGGAUGGAACCCUGCAGCUGCGAUAUCAGCUGGGCACCAGUCCCUAUGUGUACCAGCUAACCACCCGACCAGUUACCGAUGGCCAGCCCCACAGUGUCAACAUCACCCGGGUCUACCGCAACCUCUUCAUCCAGGUGGACUACUUCCCGCUGACAGAACAGAAGUUCUCGCUGUUGGUAGACAGCCAGCUGGACUCACCCAAGGCCUUGUAUCUAGGGCGUGUGAUGGAGACAGGAGUAAUUGACCCAGAGAUCCAGCGCUACAACACCCCAGGUUUCUUAGGCUGCCUGUCUGGUGUUCGAUUCAACAACGUGGCUCCCCUCAAGACUCACUUCCGAACCCCUCGACCCAUGACUGCUGAGCUAGCUGAGGCCCUUCGAGUUCAGGGAGAACUAUCUGAAUCUAACUGUGGAGCUAUGCCACGUCUUGUUGCAGAGGUGCCACCUGAGCUUGAUCCCUGGUAUCUGCCCCCAGACUUCCCAUACUACCAUGAUGAUGGCUGGGUUGCCAUACUUUUAGGCUUUUUGGUGGCCUUCCUGCUGCUGGGACUGGUGGGAAUGUUGGUGCUCUUCUAUCUGCAAAAUCAUCGCUACAAGGGCUCCUACCAUACCAAUGAGCCCAAGGCCACCCACGAUUACCAUCCCGGCAGCAAACCUCCCCUACCUACUUCAGGCUCUGCCCAGGCCCCUGCCCCCACACCAGCUCCCACAAAAGUUCCAGUUCCAGCCCCGGCCCCAGCCCCAACCCCUGGCCCUCGGGACCAGAACCUACCCCAGAUACUGGAGGAGUCCAGGUCUGAAUGA